Messenger RNA from Fusarium coffeatum, 765 nucleotides. RefSeq lists its product as uncharacterized. NCBI's taxonomy places the organism in Eukaryota, Fungi, Ascomycota, Sordariomycetes, Hypocreales, Nectriaceae. The transcript has 6 exons. Gene Ontology annotation, molecular function: mRNA binding. Bases 1 to 765 code for a protein of 254 amino acids. Gene Ontology annotation, cellular component: nucleus. The record is from RefSeq and is a predicted model, not a curated record. Gene Ontology annotation, biological process: mRNA export from nucleus.
AUGUCUGGCAAGCUCGACCAAGCUCUCGACGACAUCACCCAGGCCCAGCGCCGAAGCGCUCGCCGUCGCUCCAACCCGCGCCGUUCUACAGGACGCCCUGCCGCGGCCGCACCUGUUGGUGGAAUUCAGAAGAACACCAAGCCCGCGCGUGGUGCUGGCGCAAAGCCUGUCCCUACCAAGGCCGCUCCUACCAACAGUGAUAGCAAGAUCAUGGUCAGCAAUCUGCCCAAGGAUGUCUCGGAGCAGCAGAUCAAGGAGUACUUUAUCCAAUCUGUUGGGCCCAUCAAGCGAGUUGAGCUUGUCUACGGCCCCAACUCACAAAGCCGCGGCAUCGCCAACGUCACCUUCCACAAAUCUGAUGGCGCUAGCAAGGCUUUCCAGAAACUGAAUGGUCUUCUCGUCGACAACCGACCUAUCAAGAUUGAGAUCGUUGUUGGAGCCGCUCAGGCUGAUAAGGUUAUCCCUACCGCCAAGACUCUUGCCGAACGUACUACUCAGCCCAAGGCUCAGGCCAAGGCUCAACCCAAAUCCGCUGCUGCUGACAAGCACAACGCCGGCGCCGCCAAGGGCACUGCUAAGGCCGCUGGUAACAAGAAGCGCCGUGGUCGCAACAGCCGUCCCGCGAAGAAGACUCAAGAGGAACUCGACUCGGAGAUGGCCGAUUAUUUUGUCACUCCUGCCCCUGACGCUAACGCCAACACUGCCGCUGCGCCUGCACCUGCGCCGGCUGCCACUGGUGAUGCUGAUAUGGAUGAGAUCGCCUAA